Triticum turgidum subsp. durum (durum wheat) is the source of this 867-nucleotide messenger RNA. The record is from the annotation of a GenBank genome assembly. NCBI's taxonomy places the organism in Eukaryota, Viridiplantae, Streptophyta, Magnoliopsida, Poales, Poaceae.
AUGCCUUCACCUCUUUCUGCAUGCAAACACCCAAACACCAUGAACUCUGCCCUCACACAUAUCUCCUUCCACUCUCCCUCUUAUUUCAUCCUAAAACAGCGCCCGCAGUCCCGCCACCAGCAGAUCAGCAUCAAGUGGCGGAAGAGGCAACAAUGUUCAGCAAAGCCCAUACGAGCCAUACCAGGGCCGAAUGGAACCGGUGCUUACCGUGGAGGUAAUAACUUACCAUCUUCACCCCUGACAGAUGUGAUUCAGGAGUUCUACUCCUCCCUCAAUGAUAAGGACAUCACACGACUCGAGAAGCUGAUUUCCCUUGAUUGCGUCAUCGAGGACACUGCAUACUACAAACCGCUGGACGUCAAGAAUACCCAUACCUACUUCACAAGGCUUAUCAAAGUUAUGGGGAAGAAUGCCAAAUUUGCUAUCGAUGAGGUUUGUCAAGGAGUAGAACCCACCGUCGCAGUAAUGUGGCACCUUGAGUGGCGCCGGGAGAUGAUCCCAUUUGCCAAGGGCUGCAGUUUCUUCAUGUGCUCAGCAAAUGGAGCAGCCCUUCUUAUUAGGAAAGUUCAUAUCUUCGACGAGUCACCCCUGAAACCAGGAAAGCUGGCAUUGGAAAUACUUAAUUUUGUGAUCAACGUGUUCGACACAUUCCCAUAUAUAGCUAAAGGUUUCCUAAAGAAUAAAGAAGCACUAGCUCGGUUCUUCGCAAGGUUUUAUAAAUUCUGCGGGCCUUUUAUCGUCCCUCUUGUUGCAUAUUAUACCGACGUCCCAAUUCUUGCAUAUUAUACCCGCUUCUGGUCAUAUGUGGCACAAGGAUUCACUAUGGUGCUCAACAUGCUGUAUAACAUAUUCAAGCGGUUCCUGUAA